UGCACUACGUUUUCUUUAAACAGCAAAAAGUUUGAAACUUUUUUUUUUGCAAUGGGGGUUCCUUCAUUUUACAAAUGGCUAGUCAAGAAAUACCCAAAAAUAGUAGAAAAUGCAGUGGAAAUGGAUGGGGUUGAAGUUGAUUCAUCCUUGCCCAACCCAAAUGGACUUGAAUUCGAUAACUUUUAUCUGGACAUGAAUGGGAUCAUCCAUCCAUGUUUCCACCCGGAAGAAACUAUGUUUCCUCCAACUACGUACGAGGAAGUCUUCAACAGCAUCUUUGACUACAUCGAUCGGCUGUUUAACAUUGUACGGCCUAGAAAGCUGCUGUACAUGGCAAUAGAUGGUGUUGCGCCGCGGGCUAAAAUGAACCAGCAACGAGCACGGAGGUUCAGGACAGCCAUGGAUAAGGAGAUCAUGGAGGAAGAGGAAAGGAAGUUAAGACAGAAGUUUGCGAGUGAGGGUAAAGAGGUCCUAGCGAAAGAGGAAUCUGAAGUAUCAGAUUCGAAUGUUAUAACGCCGGGCACCUUUUUUAUGUAUGCACUUUCUGAUAAACUAAGAGGUUACAUCCAAGAAAGGAUCAGUUCAAAUCCUGGCUGGAAGGGUGUAAAGGUGAUUCUUUCUGAUUCUAAUGUUCCUGGUGAAGGGGAACACAAGAUAAACUCUUUCAUCCGUGCACAACGUACUUUUCCAGAUUAUAAUCCAAACACUCGUCACUGCCUCUAUGGUUUGGAUGCUGACCUUAUUAUGUUGGCAUUAGCUUCACAUGAGCUUCACUUUUCAGUUUUCAGGGAGAAUGUUCUGAUUCAGGAUGACCUCUCGAAUCAAUUAUCAUCUCUUGAACUUGGUAUUCAGAAAGCUGAAACUCAUAUUCAAGAUGAUGCUGUUAAUGGACCUGCCAAAGCGAAGCACUGUCGCACUUCCAAGAAUAAAUUUCAGUUCCUCAAUGUUUGGGUGCUGAGGGAGUACCUAGAACUCGAUAUCUGCACUGGCCUUCUUGCAGAUUCUAAACAAGCUGAUUUAGAGAGAGUUAUCGAUGAUUUUGUUUUCAUGUGUUUCUUUGCGGGGAAUGAUUUCCUUCCUCAUAUGCCCACUCUUGAUAUCCAUGAGGGUGCUAUUGAUUUGCUCAUAUAUGUUUACAAGAAAGAGUUCAAGAAUCUCGGAGGAUAUUUGGUUGAUAUAGAAAGGGUUGAUGAUCCAAAAUGUGGUUUCAUAAAGCUGUCAAGAGUUGAAAGGUUCAUACUCUCUGUUGGCACGUUCGAGGAGAAGAUAUUUAUGAAAAGAAUGGCAAUCAAAGAGAAGAAAAAUAGGCGGUUGGCAUUGGAAGCUAGAGAUGAUAAUGAGGAGAACGGUGACAUAGAAGACAACGUGCCAUCAUUUGUUCCAAAUACUCAGGAAAAUGACAUCCCUUCGAUUAUUGAAAAUACUAAGGAGUUGAAGAGGAAGUUGAAGGAAAUAAUACGCAACAAUGCCGAUACGUUUAAGCAUGGGGUUAUUGCAGAAAAGGUAAAACUUGGCUCGCAUGGAUGGAGGGAGCGUUAUUACAUGCUAAAAUUCAACUUGGAAAGCCAAGCGGAUGUUGAAAAGACCAGAAAGGACGUGGUCCAACACUACACGGAAGGGUUACUUUGGGUCUUGUUGUAUUACUUUAAGGGAGUACCGUCAUGGGGAUGGUACUACCCGUAUCACUAUGGCCCGUUUGCCUCAGACAUGAAAGGAAUGGCUCAAACAAAGGUGAAAUUUAAGAUAGAAGAGCCCUUUAAACCUUUUGAUCAACUCAUGUCAGUCCUUCCUCCGGGGAGUGCCCAUGCACUCCCAGAAGCAUAUCAGAUGCUCAUGCUUGACGACAAGUCGACCAUUAUUGAUUUUUACCCAACCAAUUUUGAGACGGACCUCGAUGGUAAGAGAUUUAUGUGGCAAGGUGUAACAAAGCUUCCAUUCAUAGAGGAAAAGCGUCUUCUAGCUGAGACGAAUAAGCUUGGCGAAAGUCUCACGAAUCUUGACAAAGAGAGAAAUUCGGUGACUGCGGAGAAGCUGUUCAUGGGAAGAUCAUGUGAACUUGGGCUGCAAAUUCUGUCUUUGUUCACAAAAGGUUGUGGUUUAAACGAAAACGAUGCCAUUAAAUUUGGUCAUGCACUAAGUGGGGGAAUUUGUGGCACGGUUUGGCUUAAGAAGGAUGAAAAGGAUAAUCUGUCGAGCGACAUUCUGUGUGUCUUCUUUCGUACCUCUCCAAUCUCAUCGUUCAUUCCUAGAGUUUUAGCCGGUACCGAUUUUCCCCGUGAAAAGACUGUGCAUGAAUGUGAUAUUGAACAAACAGUUCUCUGGCAUGAAUUCAAUGCCAGACCAGCCAUCUCUUACAGCAACAGGCCACAUAAUCAAGGAAACAGGGGAAGGCCAUUAGCAAAUGGCAGUAUGGGAAAUCAUAGGAACUCUGUUCCUCAUGAGCUGGUUUCGGGCGUGGGCCGUUUUAAAGAGGCGGGCACUAGAUGGGCCGGUCGUGGGAAGACCAUGCCUCGGCCCGAGUUGCAGGCCCAUUACAGCUCUCCAAGAUUCGUUGCCCCUCAAAGACCGCGCUACAUGCAGCCAACGGCUCAGCCCAGAAACCAAUGGCAGAUGGGCCGGGCCGCGAUGCCUGCCCCGCGGCCCAAUCAGAUGGGCAGCGGGGUCAGGCCCAAUGUUCGGCAACAAAACCCAUGGCGCGUGCCCGGACCGCCGCCACCCAGGAGUAGUGGAGAGAACCAAGGGCAGAUGGGAUGGCCCACAUUGUCUGCCCCACCGCCCAAUCAGGGCGGGGUCUGGUGCAAUGUUGCUACCCGUAAUGUUCGACCACCGAACCCGUGGCGUGUGCCCGGACUGCCACCCGGAGGUAGUGGGUCGGGUAACGAAUGGCGUGGGUCCGGUUUUCGGCCCGCGGUUUCGAGCUCGGGAAAUUAUAAUUCGCAACGAAAUACUAGAUAAGUUUCCCCAAGUUUGUUGGCAAUGUUCAUAGUUUUGCCUUUUGUUCUAUGUAAAUUGCUAAUUUUGAUCAUCAAACGAGUCAAAUGUAUGUAUGUAUGUAAUGUGGAAUUUGGGAACAUCCAAAUCUAGUACUAAUCUUUUGGGGGCAUGAUUGAUUUUCAAAUAUAUUAUGGAUUGUGUA
Molecule: messenger RNA, 3136 nt
Organism: Cuscuta campestris
Lineage: Eukaryota; Viridiplantae; Streptophyta; Magnoliopsida; Solanales; Convolvulaceae
Source: the annotation of a GenBank genome assembly